AUGAGCACCAAGAAGCGUAAGACCUUGGACGAUGCGCAUGGGUCGGGAUUCUCCAGCUCGCCUGGGGAGGAUGCCGCUGCUUCAGAAAUAGAGGUGGCAUCCGAUGAAGAGCUGGAAGCAUUUUCACCUGUGGUGGUGGAGGAAGUCCUUCACGAGGAGAAGACCGAGUAUCAGACUCUGAUGAUCUUUCGUAGCAAGAGCUAUGGUCUUUGCCUCUCCUUAGAUGGGGUCCUUCAGUCAACCGAGCGAGAUGAAGCGAUCUACCACGAAUACCUGGUACACGUGCCCCUGCUUCUGUGCGACACGCCCAUCGUCCGUGUGUUGAUUUGUGGCGGUGGCAAUGGAGCAGCAGCACGAGAAGUGUUGAAGCAUGGGAGUGUGCAGGAAAUCGUCCUCAUUGACAUCGACCCGGCUGUUUGCAGGGCGGCCAGGCGUUUUCUCCUUCCACAGGCCUUUGCUUUGUCCGAUGCACGAGUGAAAACGAUUUUUGCCGAUGCAUCGGAUUUUCAGAACUGGCCACCUGGCUCCUUCGACGUCAUCGUGGUGGACAGCACUGACUUUGGCUCCACCGCCGGACGGAGCAACAGCCUGUGGUCGAAGCAGUUCUUUGAAGGUUGCUGGAAGCGUUUGGCUCCCACUGGGCACCUCUCCACACAACUCGGCGCCUGCCGUGCCAGCCCGGGUGGGUUGUGCUGGAGCGCCGCGGUCGACACCGUCGCAACGCUGCGCGCAGCAGGCUUGGCGCAUGUGGAGGUCUAUGCGGCUGAGAUUGCGUCCUACGGCGGGUUGGCACUCUUUGGUGUGGCUGGAGCACAAGGGAGUGUCUUGGCACCGGCCGGGGCGGUCGAAAACACGAGACAGUUGGAACAGAUCGACUGGAGUGGGAGAGCAAGCUUGAGGCAGCUGUCAGGAUGUAAAGAACUGGAUUUGGCCAAGGGCUUGUCAGCAUCCUUCCAGCUUCCGGCACCAUUGGCCAAAGCAUUGCAGGAUGCUCGAGUGAUGAAGAACGAGGUGAUGACGAGAGACUGCAGCUCCUUGGAUCCACCGAAGGAGACAAACCAAACCGCGGAGAUGGCGCGGGAGGGGCGACCUCCCCGCCCGACCAGCUUUGACUCUGCAAACUCCGUCGUCGACGGGGCUGACAACACUUUUGAACUUCUUUGA
Messenger RNA from Durusdinium trenchii, 1164 nucleotides. Lineage: Eukaryota; Dinophyceae; Suessiales; Symbiodiniaceae. The record is from the annotation of a GenBank genome assembly.